This is a messenger RNA of Anopheles gambiae (African malaria mosquito), 838 nucleotides long. It is a transcript of the gene EMC4, whose product is annotated as ER membrane protein complex subunit 4. Gene Ontology annotation, biological process: protein folding in endoplasmic reticulum. Gene Ontology annotation, cellular component: EMC complex. The record is from RefSeq and is a predicted model, not a curated record. Lineage: Eukaryota; Metazoa; Arthropoda; Insecta; Diptera; Culicidae. The transcript has 2 exons. Bases 156 to 674 code for a protein of 172 amino acids.
GCCUGACAGCUGUCAAAGAAAUGUCAGCAAGGACGGGGCGAGAAAAAAACAUCACACUCACACACACUCUGUGCAAGUUUUUUCUACCAUCAUAAAAUUCUAGAUUUUGUGCAUUAGUUCUAACUUUUGAUAACAGAAACAGUCGUAAACUAACAAUGACGACCAAGGUGGCAGCUAAGAAGUUUAAAUGGGCGCUAGAUUUCAACACCAAACCGCGCAGCAGUGGAUCCGACAUUGCAGCACCACCCGGGUACAAUCCGUCGGCGGACGUGAUUAGCAGCAAGGUGGUCAACCAGACCGACCAGAGCCACCUGAUCCUGAAGAAGUCGUGGGAGAUUGCACUCGGUCCGAUCAAGCAGUUCCCCAUGAACCUGGUCAUCAUGUACAUGUCGGGCAAUUCUAUCAGCAUCUUUCCGAUCAUGAUGGUGGUGAUGAUGUUUAUCCGGCCGGUCAAGAUGAUGCUGUCGACGCAUUCCACGUUCAAAGUGAUUGAAGGCAUUUCCGCCACCGGACAGAAGCUGGUGUUUCUGCUGGGCAACCUUGUUAACAUUGGGCUGGCGCUUUACAAGUGCCACAGCAUGGGCCUGCUUCCGACGCAUGCGUCCGAUUGGCUCGCGUUCGUCGAGCCGCAAAGAAGGUUGGAAUAUUCCGGCGGCGGCAUCUCGUUACUCUGAGCCGGCGGCACAACCAUCCACGCGACACCCUGGAGUGCAUUUUUGUGAAACAACUUUGUAUUUAUUUUUCACUACCACAUAGAGGAUGGUGAGAGGGGUAACAAUAAAAAGACGUAAAGCAUAUACAAUGAACGAAACCAGGUGAAUUUGGUGACAAACAAAAA